This is a messenger RNA of Odobenus rosmarus divergens (Pacific walrus), 1834 nucleotides long. It is a transcript of the gene ZBTB46, whose product is annotated as zinc finger and BTB domain containing 46. Gene Ontology annotation, molecular function: RNA polymerase II cis-regulatory region sequence-specific DNA binding; DNA-binding transcription factor activity, RNA polymerase II-specific; protein binding. Lineage: Eukaryota; Metazoa; Chordata; Mammalia; Carnivora; Odobenidae. Gene Ontology annotation, biological process: regulation of transcription by RNA polymerase II. The transcript has 4 exons. The coding region runs from base 27 to 1796 and encodes 589 amino acids. The record is from RefSeq and is a predicted model, not a curated record.
UAGAACAGCAACACCAAGACUUCCCAAUGAACAACCGGAAGGAAGACAUGGAAAUCGCGUCCCACUACCGGCACUUGCUCCGUGAGCUCAAUGAGCAGAGGCAGCACGGCGUCCUCUGUGAUGUCUGUGUCGUGGUUGAGGGCAAGGUCUUCAAGGCGCACAAGAACGUCCUGCUCGGCAGCAGCCGCUACUUUAAGACGCUUUACUGCCAGGUGCAGAAGGCGUCCGACCAGGCCACGGUCACACACCUGGACAUCGUCACGGCCCAGGGCUUCAAGGCCAUCAUUGACUUCAUGUACUCUGCCCAUCUGGCCCUCACCAGCAGGAAUGUCAUCGAGGUGAUGUCUGCGGCCAGCUUCCUGCAGAUGACGGACAUCGUGCAGGCCUGUCACGACUUCAUCAAGGCCGCGCUGGACAUCAGCAUCAAGCCAGAUGCCUCGGACGAGCUUUCGGAGUUUGAGAUUAGUGCCCCACCCGGCAGCAGCACGGACGCGCUGAUCUCGGCUGUGAUGGCUGGAAGGAGCAUCUCCCCGUGGUUGGCUCGGCGCACGAGUCCUGCCAAUUCUUCCGGAGACUCGGCCAUCACCAGCUGCCACGAGGGAGGAAGCAGCUACGGGAAGGAGGACCAGGAGCCCAAGGCCGACGGUCCCGAUGACAUUUCCUCUCAGUCGCUGUGGCCUGGGGAUGUGGGCUACGGGUCUCUGCGGGUCAAGGAAGAGCAGAUCUCGCCGUCUCAUUACGGAGGGAGUGAGCUGCCUUCCGCCAGGGAUGGUGUGAUACAGAACUCUUUCUCAGAGCAGGCUGGAGGCGACGGCUGGCAGCCCACAGGUCGAAGGAAGAAUCGGAAGAACAAAGAGACGGUCCGGCAUAUCACACAGCAGGUGGAGGACGAUAGCCGGGCCGGCUCCCCGGUGGCCCCCUUCCUUCCGACGUCGGGGUGGCCGUUCAGCAGCCGAGACUCAAAUGCGGACUUGACGGUGACCGAAGCCAGUAGCUCUGACAGCCGCGGGGAGAGGGCUGAGCUCUUUGGCCACGUGGACGAGGGUCUCCUGGGAGGAGAAGCCAGCUACCUGGGCCCGCCCUUGACCCCAGAGAAGGAGGAGGCCCUGCACCAGGCCACCGCCGUGGCCAACCUGCGGGCAGCGCUCCUGAGUAAGAACAGCCUGCUGUCCCUCAAGGCCGACAUGCUCCGGGACGACAGCUCCCUGCUGCUGGACUACCUGCCCAAAGGCACCCACUCCCUGUCCCUCAACGAGUUCACGGUGAUCAGGAAGAAGUUCAAGUGCCCCUACUGCAGCUUCUCGGCCAUGCACCAGUGCAUCCUCAAGCGGCAUAUGCGCUCCCACACGGGGGAGCGGCCCUACCCCUGCGAGAUCUGCGGCAAGAAGUUCACGCGGCGGGAGCACAUGAAGCGGCACACGCUGGUCCACAGCAAGGACAAGAAGUACGUGUGCAAGUUGUGCAGCCGCGUGUUCAUGUCGGCCGCCAGCGUGGGCAUCAAGCACGGCUCGCGGCGCCACGGUGUGUGUGCCGACUGCGCGGGCCGAGGCGUGGCCGGGCCCCUGGACGGCGGUGGCACGGAGGGCUCCCCCGAGCUGUUUCCUGGCGAUGGGCCCUACCUGGAAGACCCCGACGACCCGCGGGGGGAGGGCGAGGAGGAGCUGUGUGAGGACGAAGAUGAGGUGGGCCUGGCCCACGAGGACGCGCUGCUGGCGGCCGAGAAGGAGGACGAGGACUCGCCGCGGGGACCCGGCAGCCCCCCGGGGGCGCCCGACAAGGACUUCUGGAUCUCCUAGGCCGCGGGCUGGGGGCGGGGGCGGUGCCACCCCUCCAC